AUGUGGAGACUAUGUGGAGACUAUGUGGAGACCAUAGCGCCGCGGACCAAACCCUCCCGGACCAAACCCUCCCGGACCAAAGCCUCCCGGACCAAACCCUCCCGGACCAAACCCUCCGGACCAAACCCUCCGGACCAAAGCCUCCGGACCGCCGACAUUACACAAGUCCACCGGUGCGGGGCCGGUGGGGGGCCGGUGGGGGGCCGUGAGAUUGUUAACCACAGUCGCACGUCCUGCCCGGGAGCACAACCGUCGACGCAAACAGGAAACGGAGCAGAGCACUUCCUGUCCUCUCGACCAAUGGGAGGGGGCCGGCUCCGGUGA
Molecule: messenger RNA, 324 nt
Organism: Knipowitschia caucasica
Lineage: Eukaryota; Metazoa; Chordata; Actinopteri; Gobiiformes; Gobiidae
Source: the annotation of a GenBank genome assembly